AUGUCUAUUAAUCCGUACGACAUUCUACGACCACCGGAUGACUUUGAAAUGGACGAAAUGGAUGAUAUUGCCAGUUCGCCAACAGAGGCCAGAAAAGCUCGACUUCCAAAACGAAACUCACCGCCUCAUCCAUCAUUACGACCCCAAAUUAAUGACUAUAGUCAUCGAAGGACACAAUCAACGCGCAAUAUUGAAAAACAAUCAGAUGGAAAUAAUACUAGGCAAGUAAAAAAGAUUAAUAGUAAAUAUAAGCAUGUCAUCCUUUCUUCUUCUAUGGCUGCUCGAGUAAAAACCUCAC
Messenger RNA from Didymodactylos carnosus, 298 nucleotides. The record is from the annotation of a GenBank genome assembly. Lineage: Eukaryota; Metazoa; Rotifera; Eurotatoria; Philodinida; Philodinidae.